Molecule: messenger RNA, 879 nt
Organism: Ailuropoda melanoleuca (giant panda)
Lineage: Eukaryota; Metazoa; Chordata; Mammalia; Carnivora; Ursidae
Product: olfactory receptor 139
Exons: 1
Coding region: 1-879 (292 amino acids)
Biological process (GO): G protein-coupled receptor signaling pathway
Cellular component (GO): membrane
Molecular function (GO): G protein-coupled receptor activity; olfactory receptor activity
Source: RefSeq, a predicted model, not a curated record
AUGAAGUUGGGGAAUGAGACCCUGGUGUCCCAGUUUCUUCUGGAAGGGCUGACUGACACAGAGGAGUUGAGGCCCUUGCUCUUUGCAAUUUUUCUGCUGGUCUACAUAGUGGCUGUGGUUGGGAACCUGGGCAUUGUCAGCCUUGUUGUAAUGGACUCCCGACUUCACACCCCCAUGUACUUCUUCUUAGCCAACCUUUCACUGUUGGACACUGCCUAUAUCUCCAACACAGCGCCGCAAGUGCUGGUACACCUGCUGGUACCAGUGCAGACCAUGCCCUAUCGUGCUUGUCCUACCCAGAUAUUCUUUCUGCACUUCCUGGCUCCCUGGGAGUGCUUCCUGCUCACAGCCAUGGCCUACGACUGCUAUGCAGCCAUCUGUCAGCCACUGCACUACCUAGUCCUCAUGGGCCAAUGGACCCGGACAAGACUAGCUUCCAUCUCCUGCCUGCUUGCCUUGGCCGAUGCACUCACUCACACCAUCUUUGCAUCUCUACUCAAGUUCCGUGGGCCUCGCCUUAUCACCCACUUCUUCUGUGACCUCCCGCCACUGAUCAAACUCUCUUGCUCAAGCAUGCAGGCCAAUGAACUUGCCCUGUUCUUCUUCAGUUUUGUGGUGGCUCUUGCACCCUGUGCCCUGGUUGUGAUCUCUUAUAUACACGUCGUGGCUGCUAUUCUCAGGAUUCGCUCUGCUGAGGGCCGAAGAAAAGCCUUUUCUACCUGUGGUGCUCACGUCACUAUGGUCUGCGUUUUCUACAUCACUUCAGUUCUCUGCUACAUCCUCCCCAGCUCUGCAUACUCUGGCUUGUGGGACUGGGUGCUCUCUGUGCUGUACGUGGUCCUCACUCCCAUGCUCAACCCCAUCAUCUACAGCAUGUGA